GCAAUCCUCGGCUGAUUCCGCUACGCUCCAGUGCGCGAGACAUCCGAGUAGUUCCGAGUGUUUCGUAGAGGCUAAUUUGUUUGCUAAAGUGAAAGCAGGACCACCUCACGAUGAGUUUCAGAGGACUUUGGAAAAAUUCUCAAAUAAAGAAGUUGGGUCGCUUCUGUAGGCAUUUCAGCAAAGUUAGUGGUCUUCAUGAUGUGGUCAUCGUCAGUGCAGUGAGGACACCUAUAGGCUCCUUUCAGAGUUCUCUGGCAGCGUUGAAGGCCCCUCAGCUGGGAUCUAUAGCCAUAAAGGAAGCAGUGAAGAGAGCAGGUAUCCAGGGAGAUGAUGUUAAUGAGGUGUACAUGGGAAAUGUCUGUCAAGCCAUGGAGGGACAGGCUCCCUGCAGACAGGCUACCCUGGGGGCUGGUCUUUCAUUGUCAACCCCAACCACAGCCAUUAAUAAAGUGUGUGCCUCCGGAAUGAAGGCGGUCAUGUUGGCAGCUCAGAAUCUGAUGUGUGGACAUCAAGAGGUGAUGGUAGCAGGGGGUAUGGAGAGCAUGUCCAAUGUUCCCUACUACAUGGCAAGAGGGGCCACACCCUAUGGGAAAGUGGAGCUCAAGGAUGGGAUAGUGUUUGAUGGGUUGACUGAUGCUUAUGAUCACUGUCACAUGGGUAAUUGUGCAGAGAACACUGCUUCUAAAUACAAAAUCUCCAGACAAGAGCAGGACGAGUACGCUAUACGGAGCUACAAAUUGAGCCAGGCUGCCGCGCAGGACGGCGUAUUCCAGAAAGAAAUCACACCAGUAGAAAUACCCCAGAAAAAAGGAGAUCCAAAGAUAGUAACUGAUGAUGAGGAAUAUAAGAAAGUCAACUUUGAAAAGUUUGCAACAUUAAGAGCUGUAUUCCAGAAAGAAGGUACUGUGACAGCGGCCAAUGCCAGCACACUGAAUGACGGGGCCUGUGCCCUGGUGCUGAUGACAGCCACUGCAGCUAACAGGCUCGGGGUUACCCCUCUGGCAAGGAUACUCGGGUUUGCUGAUGCAGCCAGACACCCAAUAGACUUCCCGACCGCUCCAGCCCUAGCCAUUCCAAAGGUGCUGGAGAAUACAGGUGUGAAAAAAGAUGACAUAGAUAUGUGGGAGAUCAACGAGGCCUUCAGUGUGGUGGUGCUGGCCAAUGUCAAAGACCUCGACCUUGACAUGAGCAAGGUCAACAUCAACGGAGGAGCUGUCAGCAUCGGCCAUCCUAUUGGAAUGUCGGGAGCUCGAAUCACAGGUCACAUGGUUCACAAUCUGAAGCCCGGUCAGAAGGGAUUGGCUGGUAUCUGUAACGGAGGGGGCGGGGCAUCAGCCAUCCUUAUAGAGCGACUGUAAUCGACAAAGGUGAAGGACAGUGCUAGUGACUGUGAUAUCCAGAGCAGCUUGAAUCUCCACGACCGAGUAACAACAAAUUACAGUAGACAUUAUAUCAAACUCUCUGUUCCUCAUUCGUUUGAUGAACCUGUUUACUCUGACUAAGUGUACAGUGAAAAUCAUAACCUCAAAAUUGUUCUAAAAUGUGUGAUGUUUUUAUAAUCAACUAUCUUUUAUGGUUGCUGGUACCGUAAUUUUUUUGUGGGAACUUGAAUCAUGUAAACAGUAUUAUUUAUAAAAGUCCAAUUGAUAAUGAAUAUAUUCAGAAAAUUGUGUUUUGUACAAUGAAGUUUACAUGUAGUUGUACCAAUGUAAUGCUGUGAGAAAUCAGAAGUGGGGCUACUAAAUUAAUGGAAUGCUAUGUAAAUCUGGUAUAUGUAGUACAUGAGUUACCUGUACAUCUUUUUUGCCCUGUACAGUAUCUGUAUAAAUAUGAGAUGUUUUAAAUCAUUUAUUCUGUGCACCAUGAAAUUAGAGUUUACUUGUACCUUAAAUAUUAUUCUAUUUUCAAAAAUAUUAUCAAUCUUCUUAUGCAUCAUUUUAAUUCUCAUUGAACAUAAAAUAUUCUUUGAGUAAUUUAGGCUGUCCAGAGAACCCCCAAUCUGAUCUUUCUCCACUCAUUAUAUUAGCAAUUUUGCCACCCUGAACGAAAUAAAAGAUUGCUUUCCUGUAGGAACAAGUAUAUUUUUUGUUUCUUAAGAUUUUUUAGGUUCUGUUAAAAAGCAAUAACGAUGCACUUUAACUCUGUAUGGUAGUGAAGAGUUAUUGUUUCUAAGAUGAACUGAGUCUGAAUCAGAUCCAUUGGCUCAAAAAUAGUCAGAAAAAAUGGCAUUUGUCUUGGAUUUGUAACUUUUGUGUGUUUUAUGUGUGGAUUUUAUUGAUAUUUCACAUUACUGAUUAACAACACAUUGAAAACUCAGAUAAUAAAUGAUGUUAACUUAA
Messenger RNA from Magallana angulata, 2339 nucleotides. RefSeq names its product acetyl-CoA acetyltransferase, mitochondrial-like. The coding region runs from base 111 to 1358 and encodes 415 amino acids. Gene Ontology annotation, biological process: fatty acid beta-oxidation. The transcript has 13 exons. NCBI's taxonomy places the organism in Eukaryota, Metazoa, Mollusca, Bivalvia, Ostreida, Ostreidae. The record is from RefSeq and is a predicted model, not a curated record. Gene Ontology annotation, molecular function: acetyl-CoA C-acetyltransferase activity.